Mercenaria mercenaria is the source of this 9210-nucleotide messenger RNA. RefSeq lists its product as uncharacterized. Gene Ontology annotation, biological process: signal transduction; vesicle-mediated transport. The record is from RefSeq and is a predicted model, not a curated record. The coding region runs from base 3289 to 7491 and encodes 1400 amino acids. Gene Ontology annotation, cellular component: cytosol; endocytic vesicle. Gene Ontology annotation, molecular function: guanyl-nucleotide exchange factor activity; small GTPase binding. The transcript has 15 exons. Lineage: Eukaryota; Metazoa; Mollusca; Bivalvia; Venerida; Veneridae.
AAAAAGAAUCCAUUUGAAGAACAAAUUAAUAUCAAGCUUAUUAACGCAUUUUUAGUAGAAAUAAAAUAAGGAUUUAAAUGGCGUGGGACACUACAUUUGUGAGCAUUUUAAUCUAAUUCUUUAAGCCAUUCAAGAGAGAGCUUAAAUUGCCUUGGUUUGAAAAAAUAUUAUAGAAAAUAUUUUUAAACAGUUAUUUAAAAAUGACAAUACAGUAGGAGAUUACUGGAUUGGAAGUAAGAAAGGACUUUCUCUUUGGCAGAAAGUCUUUGUGUCCAGUGACAAGUAUUACAUUACUGACAUCUGUUUGUUCUUUUUCAUGGUGAGGGAUUAUUAUACUGUUAUUCUUCUGUAUGGAUCUAAGUGGAUACUUCAUAUAAUAAGGGCCAUAUUUCACAUGGAUAAAACUCUCAAAGCAGGGGGAUAAGUUGACAGCAUAAUUUACAGAUAAGGUUAUUGUUGAGUUAAUCAGAUUGACCUCAUGUAACCUUUCUACAAUGGUCAGCUAUAGUCCAGUCCAUAAAAUGGAAUAUGUCAGCUGGUCAUUUGAUACUGGCCAUUAAACAUGGCUUAAUUUUCUUUAUUAGUGUCCAGAAGUCUUAUCUGACCUUUUGGGUAAGGUCAGUACAUUCUAUCAGUAGAGAUGGUCCCCUGUACAAUAUCAGAAAAGUAUAAAGUGUAUCUUAAUAAAGUGGUCAUCAGUUAUAGUCUGCAUUUUAUCAUGUAGAUAUUAAUACUCAAUGAUAUUGCUGUAUUAUAAUGUAUAAUAUGAUUGAGAUUAUGCAGUCUCUUGUAGUUCUUUGUAACUACAUAUUAACUCUUACCAUGCUAAAGUUCUAUAAUGGACUGGUCCAUCUUCUAAUUUGGGCAGUACCAUUUAUCAUUUGAAGGGGUGUUUACUAAAAAUUUACUGACUGGAUAGCGAACAGUGCAGACCAUGAUCUGACUGCACGGAUGUGCAGGCUGAUCUUGGUCUGCACUGGUCGCAAAGGCAGAAUUCUUUGCCGCCAGCAGGCUAAGGAUUAAGUAAGGUUCAUUGAUUUGUUAAACUGUUUUAAUGUUUGAUUUGAUGUCUAUUACAAAUCUUUUAAGAUUGGCCAUACAUGUAUUUUAUUGAAUUUAUUUCAUAUAUUAUAUGUAAGCAUGUGAUGGAAUAGACAAUAAACUCUGAUAAACUUGGUUACCUAUACCAGUUGUCUGAAGGAAUGUUUGUGAUUGUAGUAGGAGGUUAGAGAUUAGCGCACAGAAGAUCCUUUAAUUCAGGAAACUUUCCUUGUUCUUAAAUACAGUCAGACUUUGUUAAUUCGAACAUUACCCUUCACUCAAACUCAGUGUUGGGUCCCAAUGAAAUCCCUAUAUAAUAUGUAUUUUCUUCGAUACCUCGAACUACAGAUAACUCGAACAAAUUUUGCUAGUCCCGUCAAGUUAGAGUGAACAAAGUUUGACUGUAAGUUCUUGUUUGUAAAGCAUCCAUACAUGGGACUCUUUAUCUGAAAGAUUGCAGUAGUAUUAUUAGUUGUAGGAGCACAGAAUCAAACUGGCAACACUUGGAUGGGCAGUCUGACAUCACUGCUACCCUGAACUAAGGCACUUUUAAAGAAACAUUUCACUGUAGGAUACAAAGAGAAGUCAGGGUGUGUGAGAGUAUGGGGAAAGUAUAAAAUGUAUAAACAUUCUGAGAUGGAUUAUUUGUAUCCCAUUUUCACAACAAAUGAGAACAUUGUGUGGCGCAAAAAAAAUCUUAAGAAAUUCUUAAUUGUUGUCUUUUUUUAAAAUAAUCUUUCCCUUUCUUCAGCCAAUAACUAAAUCAUACUUCCCUUUUUCAGUUGAUUGAAAUUUAACUUUUAGUGUUUGAUAUUAAAUGAUUUAUAUUGAACCAUUAACUGUAUAAUUUACUUUUCACGUUGAAGUACGUCUUUUGAGAGCUUUAUAUGAUUCACAUGAAUGUUUAAUACGAUCGUAAUUUAUGUUUUAUCAUAAAAACCUGCUCUCCCCAGUGCUAAAAUGAUUACGGUUGAUUUUCAAGUGAAUGAAAACGUUUGUCGACUCAAAAAACUUGUACAAUUUUUAUGUCUUGACAUUUCAAAUAAGCUUUGAUCCUUCAAUGAUAUUGAAAAAUAUAUUGAAAGAAGUGGUUAUUAUAAAUUUAAUGGAAAUGAAUAGAGGAUUCCGUCAAAAGAAACGUUAUUAAAGUAUCUGUGUAAUAGGGCUCAUUAUAAAGUUUUCUUUAGAACCGCUAUAAUUCCGUACAGAAAUACCAUACAAACCGAUGUCCGCAAAAUUGACUUUCUUAAGAUACAUUAAAAGUUGUUUCAUGCUUGAUUAUUCAAUAGUUCAAAAAGCGUUUAGGCGGAUAAUUGAUGCCGCUUGUUUUUGAUCAGCUGCAUAGAAUGUUCUUUUAUUGCAUUUUUAUGAAAUUUUGCACCAGUGUGCAAUUUUCCUAUAUUCAUUAAAGACUGAUUUAAGACAUUAUCCUUGAACGCUCAAGAUUUCUGAAAACAAAAUAGGGACGUUAUAAAGAAACAUUGAAGUGUUUUUACUAAAGAAUUACCAAAUAAAAUGUUUAACAAGUAUUGUUUACAUUUCAACUCUGAACAUGCAGACAGACACUCCUUGUGGUUUUGUCCUUACAAACAUGCAGUGCAUUUUUUCUUUCAUUGUUAAUGUUUUUGAAGUUUAUAAACAUUUAUUCAGUGCAAAAACUGAUUUGCCGUAACAUUCCAGACUAGUUGUUCAGUACUUAAUUAAAAGUCUUAAAUCACAUUAUAUAUAUAUAUAGGUAUAUUUAUUGCAAGAAAAUGAAAAAGAAACAGUUCCAAGGCCAAACCAAAUAAAUAAAGGUAAUAAAUUCGGGAUAAGGGGAAUACCCUCUGCUAGAUGAAAUAUAUAAUUGUGGUCACCUUGUCGCUAGAUGAAGUAUAUUUUUGUGGUCACCUUGUCGCACCUUAAGUUGUCUCAGGUAUUCAACAUCAUUAAUUUUACUUGACUCACAUAUCGUAAGACCAUUUUCCACAUGUAUGUACCUACAACUAACAGUCAAAUAUCUCGUGUCUUUUUAAUAAUAAGCAGAAGCACUUGAAGUAAUUGUGAAUAUUUUCACUUGACAUAUAUAUUUGGUAAAAGUGCUUCAUAUACAAAAGACCAAAAAGUUAGUAGGUGCUUGUAAGUCAUACUAUACAUAUAGGAAAGUGUAUGAAAGUGUAACCAGGAUUAGUUAGAAAGUUGAUACAGUAUCAAUUAGAUCAAGGAAAAUACAAUGGAUAAUUGGUGAUUACAUGUAUAUCAUUUUGGAUGGUACUUGAAAUCUCUGCCCUGGAGCUGCCAGUGUAUCCAGAGAAACAAGCAAGUGUGAGCCGGUCAACGUCUGGUUCGGAUCUCAGACAGAUUACGGUGCUAGAGCGACUUACAAAGACACAUCCGAUAUGGUUCUUACCACAAGUUGGACGAACUGGCGCAGUCCAUUUACUGAAAAACAGAGAGACUGGGAUUUUCAUCGUUCGAAAAUCAAGUCGAGACGACAUCAUGGCGCUGUCUGUUCAAUUCCCAAACCAAGAAUGUACCCAGAACGUUGAUCAUUAUCUUAUAGAGCCCACAGAACACGGAUUACACUUGCAGGGCUCCAGCAGAUUGUUCAAUGCCAUACCAAAUUUGAUCGCCUAUUACUGUGAUAAUAGGGAGGAUUUACCUCAUAGACUGGUACUUCCACCAGCUGUCAGAGUCGCCAAAACUUCGCAGGAACUUACAGCACUUGCUAUGUUGGGCCAAGAUUUUUGGACUUCUUCGAAGUAUGAUGCUCAGAGUCGGUCUUCAAGCAGAUCUAAUCUCUCUGAACAUUCCCUGGCAAUGAAUAAAUCCCAAAGUGAACCAAUCAGCAUUAAUAAAAAUCCAGUGCCAGCUUAUAGCCAAUCAGAUGCUCUGAUACAACAUCAUACUCUACCAACCAGCCAAUCAGAUGAGAUGUUACAGCAAAAUACCCCUCCUAAACCUUCUGUGAUAGACUUUUCUUCAUAUUUAAUUCAAAAACCUUCUAAAACAUUGUUAGAAAUUGCACAAAACUGUUCACACCAAAGUUUGAGCAGCAUAUCUGAAAGUGUUCAUUCAAAGUGUUCACUCACAGGAAGUAAAAGUACCCAGUCAUUUAGCUUCACAAGCGAGAGUAGACAAACUGAUCAUGUGACCACAAAAAGACAUGUGACUAGAAGUGCUUCCCUCCAUGAGGACAUUUUACCAAAACAGAGACUGGUGCUACAUGUAAAUGAUAAAGAAAACAGGGUAGAUAUUAAGAUCGCAAAAAGAGAAUCAUUAGUUUCUGUUCCGUACGCAAAACCAAACAAAAGGACAAGCCAAACUGGACAAGAGCUGGACUCUGGUAUGCCAGUAAAUUAUCUUCAUGUUCCGGAAGAAAAUUAUUUCACAAGUAAUCUUUCAGAUAAACUUAGUGACUAUGAAGAUAUUUGGAAAAACAAUUACGCAGAUCCAAAAGUUGGAAGUGUUCAAGCGGAUAUUAUGCAUAGAUUGCAACCAAACUUAGUGAAUGGAAAUGGUCUAAGUAGUCCAGCUUCUCCUGUCAUGACAACAACUGUGUUUCAUGAACAGUGUUUUAGUCAGAAAUGUUUAACUACAGACUUGAAUGUAAGCUUAGAUAAGCUUACGUUGUCUAAGGAUCAGGCGGCUACUGAAGAUAUUAGUGGUAAUGUUUUAAAACCAGGCACCAGUCAAACAGCUGACAUUGCUACAAAUGGGACAGACACAGAAAACAUAAAACCUUUGUGUAUUGUUAAAGGACAGUUAGAAAGUAGUGCUCAAAGUGCUGUCAGUCCAGUAGAUAAAUCACCUGAAUCUGAGCACAUUGACAAAAUUAUAGCAAGUGCUGGAUUUGAUUCUAUUUUAGAACAGGAUAGUGACAUAGACUGUGACAGUAACCAUGAUGAUAGUUGCCAUGGUGACAGUGAUGCAGAUGCAGAUACUGAAGAUCCUGAAGCAGAGCCAAAGAACUCUGUGCAAACUCAGACAAGUCCAUCUUGGAAGCUCAAGUCUGCACCAUUAUCGAAGAGUACUAGAAAAUCAGUUUCAACUUCUUCGCUUACAGCGAUGAAAAGUCCUGUGUACUCUGAACCUUUUGAUGCUAUUAGUCCUGAAGAAAAGACAAAUGGUGUAGCUCCUAAACUUCCAAAGAAAUUAAGGAGAAGGUCUGCCCCUGCAAUUGGUCAUGUGUCAAAAAGGCGACUGCCAUCAGCUGAGUGUUCAAAACUUUCUCCUCUUGUUCUUGAAGCAGAUAAGACUGCUGAAGAGGAGAUGGCUGAACAUAAUUCUGAAAGUUCUAAUGAAGCUGAAGGUGUGUUUGAAAUGUCUUUAGAACUAACUAAAGAAAACACUGAUGAUAAAACUGAUGGAAAUGAAAAUGACCAUCCUUAUGAAAAGGCUUGGGUGGAUAAAGUUAGUACUGAUAGUAAAAAUAGUGAACCACUGGGACAUAAUGCUAAUAAGCCUAAACCAAAUCUAAGAAAAACGAAAGCAAAGAAACCAAACUUACUUCAAGAGGCUUUAACAAAUCAAAGGAACAAAACAAAAAACACCAAAAAUGAAAACAGUCAUUAUGACAUGUCUUUAAAUAUAAUGGAUCAGUUCCAGUUUCUUGAUGACUUAGACGAAAAUCAAAAUCCUUCUAGUCCGACAGUAGGAAAAUUUCCAGUUUUUAAUAAAGUUGAUGAAGAUCAAAAAGUUAUGUAUUCAGAAGGAUCAACUGCAGAGGAUCUUAUAACUUCAUGGAAUCCGGAAUUAACUUUACGCCCUGUGAAACCGUUUCCAGUUUUUGGUGCUUUGUCUGAAUAUGAUAAUUUAAAUAAUCCCUACAUAGCGCCAUCUGUAAACAGUGCUGGAACUCUUUUCUGUAAUCCCUGGGAGAAUAGUGUACUUGGAAAAAUUAUGAAAACACAUUCACAUCAACAUUCACAUGUUCCAGUGACAACUCCACCCCCUGGCCAUGCCCCACCCCCUCCUCUCCCAUCUUUAGAUCCAAGGGAGAGAAUUGAGGCAUGGCGCAAAUCUAGUCAAAAAUAUCAUAGUGUUCAAAUAGAUACAGAAGAUGAGAACAGACUCAGUAUAAUAUCGGAUAUUAAUUCAAUAGAAGCAGUGACUUUUGGAGGUGAUAAAAAUAGUUUGUGCAAUUUACGUGUUUCGUCAAAUGAACAGAGUCACAGUCAGUCAGAUAAGACAAUAGUGAAUGAGAAAAGUACAACACAUUCCGGAACUGUGACCGAGAGAUAUUGUGAAAACAUUCCAUUGUUUGGUGCAGAUUUCAGAGAAAAAGUUGCUCCUGUGCUAGCCCAGCCUCGUAUUUUGAACAAAUCGGAUCGAAACCGAAAUCCUGACCGUGCCAUAAGAGAUUAUAUUAUUGGUCUUUCCAAAGAUAGAACUACAACAUUCGGGAGUACGAUAGAGAACUUCAUACAGUGUACAUCAGAGAGCCCGGACACUAGUCCACAUAAUAUCACCAGAAAUGUUCGCCAGUUUAUGACAGGCAUCAAGAACUAUCUAGUCAAACAUGGUGAAGGCGAAUUAGAAGAUUUGAUUGAGAGGGAACGUAAUCAACUUGGUAGAGAUGAAAUUCUGAAUAUAGAUGCAAUUAUAGAGGGGUCCCUCCAUGUAUGUGUCAUACAACCUCUCAAACAAAACAUCUACAGGCUCUUUGUCAAUGAAUAUACAAGGAAUGGUAAUCUGAAACUAUUGUCCAGCAAUAUUAAAUAUGCGAGAACAAAGACUGCCGAAGAGAUCGGAAUUCGGAAGGGAUUAUCUGCCCCUGAUGGUCCAACUCUUGAAGUGAUCAAACAUUAUUUCACACGUAUGCAGAAGUCCUACUCUCCUUUGAAGAAAUUGGAACAUCUUUUAGCUGCCACAUCAACAAUUUACAAAUGUGUUGCAGUAGGACAGCAGAGUAACAGUUCCUUGCCAGCUUUUGGAGCAGAUGAUUUCCUGCCAAUGUUGAUUUAUGUGCUGGUUCAGUGUGGAAUGGUAUCUGUAGAGAUUGAGGCUGACUACAUGUGGGGACUUCUACAUCCCUCCCUCCUGAACGGGGAGGGGGGUUACUACCUUACAUCCCUCAGUAGUGCUGUACUUGUGCUGAAAAAUUUCCGAGAAAUGCAAGAGACAAAUGCUUCUCAGCAAGAGGGUAAGCUACCCAGUAUAAGUGAUAUGCAGGGUUUCUUGAAGAUUGCAAUCCCUGAUGAGCAACAGGACACCAUUGUGUGGAGAACAUUACCUGUACGACCCAGCAUGACUACCAGAGAUGUCUGUUCAAUGAUUGCACACAAGUUCAAAAUUACAAAUCCGCAAGAUUAUGGACUGUAUACAUUGGAGAAUGGGGAAGAACAUAAGUUGAUGGAUAUGGAGUGCCCCCAGUCCCUGAAAGCUGAUCGACUCUCUCACAAGAAGGAGUGUAUAUUUGCUUACAAACGCAAUGCAGCAAAUAUAGCCUGGCCUAAAUCUGUACAGUGAUGGUAUGGAAAUACCAUGGUCUAGAUUAUAUGGAAGUAAAUGUCUGGCCUAAAUCUGUCCAAGAUAGAUGAAAAAUAUCCUGGCCUAAGUUCAUACGGAUGUAUUUUAGCAUAAAACUGUGCUGUGUUAAUUGAAGUGCUACCUAGACAACAAUUUCAUUCAUCUUAUCCAAGUUGUGUACAGUGACAGUAUGUAGUUGUAUAAGGAUUUUAUUUGUUGUGAUAAACUGUGCCAUCAUAACAGUCUUAUAUGCACCGAAAUGCCAGAAGACUGCAUGUACUUUGGUGUCAUUUUUUGUAAGAUUCUGCAUUAAAUGACUGAAUAGUCUACUAUAAAAUUGAAGGAAUGGCAAGGUUAAUCAUGGAAUUUUCAGUUUUUAGAUGUUUUAACACACUUCAAGAUCAAUAUCUGCAUUUAUAACAGCAUCUUAUUAUGCAUACUUGUUAAAUAGACAGACUGUUGAAUUGGUUUUGAGAUUUAAUCUUGCUUAAGUUUAAAAAAAAUUUAUCUUAAUCGUGAUGAUGAACAGUAUUGUGCUAGGUGGAUUACUGUAUAUUCUACGUUACCCAUCUUGAAAACUUGAGUUGAAAGAAGACACUGACAUAAACAAUCUUCCUUUUAUAUCGUCUAGUAAAUACAAUAUACAAGACAGUUUUAAUUGUGAAGGUCAUCAAAUGUCCUAUGCUGGCUCUAUAUUAAGGCCAAUUAUGUUGUUGCAAAACUUAAUGGUAGAAAAGGAAGAAAUGCCAUUCCAUACAACAUGAUGGCAUGGCUAAAUGUUUUUGGUAUGGUAUAUGUAUUUGCCAUCAAAUGGUUUGAUGUACCAUUUUCCACAACAUUAUUGUUAAAAUGUUCAGUUUUAGAAAGGUAUAGUAAUAAUGUGUUUAUUAUUUUAGCAAGAUGUACCGGUAUUUAAAAAAUCUUGAGCAAAUGUUGAAGCAGAGCUGGUAUACACCAACACUUCAAGUCUGUUUAAACUUAAGACUGUUUUUAUUGUAUGACUAAUUUUUACAAAACUUAGCUUGAAGGUAAUUCCUGAUAUUAGAUAUUAAAAUUGUUUGCAUAAUUGCAGAAGAAUUUAGCCAUGCAUUGUAAUAAAAGAAGUUACAACAUUUUUUAUUUUUGAAGUGAAACAUUGCAUGUGAAAAACAAGUCUAUUAUAUUGCAACUCAAAAUGUACAGAUUUUGAACCAGACAUUCUCAUUUUUUUGUUCAGAUUUAUUGGUGCUAUUCAUAACCUUUAAAUGUCAUUGUUUACAAAGCUGCAAUAAUUCAACACUAAUGUCCUACAGAAAGUAGUAAAAAGUUCUACUGAUAAUAAUAAGUUUUAUUGCCUUAAUCAGUCUACAUUGAAUGAUUCAUAUAAAUUUAAAGUUUUAAAUUGGUCAUAAUUAUUUUAAUACGUUAUCUAUUCAGGCAUAAGUUGCCGGCUUGACUGGGGUAUUUCUUUAUUCGGAAAAGAAAAACUUAAAAAUUUUAAGAAAUAGCAAGGGUUAUCAAAUAUCAAAAUUCUUAAGUCACAUUAUGUAAGUUGAUAUUAUAUUAAUACAACAUGAUAUAAUAUGUAUAAAAUAUGGCAAAACUCCAUCUUUUAACAUCAGUUUUUUUAUUGCCUGCGACUAAAGUUUUAGAGAUUUUAGCAGAUUUCACAGUGUUUUUUAUAACACAUUACCAGAAGACACCAUAUUGCUAUAUAUAUAUAUAUAUUUUUUUUUUAUA